UCCAGGAGGCUCAGGGCUCAGAUCUGUGACACUCACAUUUACCGAGUGGCCACCAAUGUACCACUGAUGUUGGAGAUCGAAGAUGAAUAUAGAAAGGUUAUUCUUGUCCACCUUUCUCCCAGCUUCCGGUGUUGGGUUUCAGUGCCCCUCGCAGUGCCUGUGGCCAAAGAAGUUCCCUAGCCCUUCAGGCUUCCUCUGCAGAGCAAGUGUCUAGCUCAGGAUGCUAGCGGGGGCGGGGGAUGCUGCACCUCCGGGACCGGCGCGCGCUCUGGCCACCUCGGCCCUUCUAGCAGGCGCCUCUCCUGUGGCCUGCGGUCAGUGUGAACUGCAGGGCGUGGGCCGGCAGGUCUGGCUGUGCCUGACGGGGGUUGGGAGCCGGAGGAAUCUCUCACAACGUGGCCCAGGCUGGCUAGGAGAGAGACCUGCCUGCCUGCAGGAGUCCCCAGCCUCUCCUGGCAGCCAGAGCACCGCACCGGAGGACAGCAGGCCCGCGUCCCAGACUGUCGCCUCACAGGGGUUCGCCUACCACCAGUGACGAACAGUUCUUGAUACACUUGAGUCACCUUCUAUAAACAAGAUGGCCAAGGAGAGAUUGACUUCAUCUCCAAGCCCAUGAGGGGUGAGGCCCCUUCUGGCCCAAAGAUGGGGAACAUCACUACAGACAACUCCUCGCUAACCUGCCCCAUCGACCACACCAUCCACCAGACACUGGCUCCAGUGGUCUAUGUGACCGUGCUGGUGGUGGGCUUCCCGGCCAACUGCCUGUCCCUCUACUUCGGCUACCUGCAGAUCAAGGCCCGAAAUGAGCUGGGAGUGUACCUGUGUAACCUGACCAUUGCAGACCUGUUCUACAUCUGUUCGCUCCCCUUCUGGCUGCAGUACGUACUCCAGCACGACAACUGGUCCCAUGGUGACCUAUCCUGCCAGGUGUGCGGUAUCCUCCUCUACGAGAACAUCUACAUCAGCGUGGGCUUCCUCUGCUGCAUCUCCAUUGACCGCUACCUGGCUGUGGCCCACCCCUUCCGCUUCCACCAGUUCCGAACCCUGAAGGCAGCCGUGGGCGUCAGUGUGCUCAUCUGGGCCAAGGAGCUGCUGACCAGCAUCUACUUCCUCAAGCACAAGGAGGUCGUCGAGGACGAGGACCGGCACCGAGUCUGCUUUGAGCACUACCCCAUCCAGUCCUGGCAGCGGGGCAUCAACUACUACCGCUUCCUGGUGGGCUUCCUCUUCCCCAUCUGCCUGCUGCUGGCCUCCUACCAGGGCAUCCUGCGGGCUGUGCGCCGCAGCCACGGCACACAGAAGAGCCGCAAGGACCAGAUCCAGCGGCUGGUGCUGAGCACCGUGGUCAUCUUCCUGGCUUGCUUCCUGCCUUACCACGUGCUGCUGCUGGUGCGCAGCCUCUGGGAGGCCAGCUGUGAGUUUGCCAAGAGCAUCUUCAACGUCUAUCACUUUUCCCUCCUCCUUACCAGCUUCAACUGUGUUGCUGACCCGGUGCUGUACUGUUUCGUCAGUGAGACCACUCACAGGGACCUAGCCCGCCUCCGAGGAGCCUGCCUGGCCUUCCUUACCUGCUCCAGGACAAGCAGGGCCAGGGAGGCCUACCCUCUGGGUGCCCCUGAGGCUUCUGGGAAAAGUGGGGCCCAGGGCGAGGAGCCUGAAUUGUUAACCAAGCUCCACUCAGCCUUCCAGACCCCUAACUCACUGGGAGUGGGAGGAUCGCCCACCGUCGGGUUGGCCUAGCUUGAGUCAUCCGUAUGUGAGGCUAGGUUAGGCCUGAGCUUUCACCAACAGGCCUUGUGGUCUGGAGCUUGUGUGGUGGCUGCCUCCCACAUUACCAUGUACGGGUGCCUCUUUCCUCAGGCAGGAACCGUGUGGUCUUGGGCCACAGCUAGGUCCCCCCUGGCCCCUGGAAGCCUGCUCUGUGUGCUGAGCCUGGGCCCUGCUGGGUGUGUGAAUGAGCCCAUAUUCUCUGCUCUACCUGAGCUACAUGUGGGAGAGAGGCAGAACUGUCUCUCCCAGGACGUUUGCAAAGAGCUGCAGGGCUGGGGCGUGGAGUGGGAGAGUAGGAGCCUGAGGGUUCAACUGCCAAGCCUCCCAGUGCAACUGUCACCUCACAUGAUGCCAGUCAAAAUGUGCUGUGGUCUUGUGUGACGCAGGAAGUUGGUUAAGGUGAAGAAUGGGGCUGGGGUGAGGUACUGGUGAGGAUGGGCAGGAACAGCAGCAGAGUGACGACCCAGGAUAUGCCCCAGGACCAGACACAUCUCACUUUUACAGGGCUGGCCGAACAAAUUCCCAAUCCCCAGGGCUGAUGGCAAACAAACCCCAGGGCUCUCUGGGGAGACGCCGGGGGCCCUGCAAAAUGUCAUCCUGAAGCUCAAAUAAGAGAACUUGGGCCUCAAGCUGUGUCCCUGACCAAGUUCCUGACUAGGGCUUUCCUUAAUUAGCCUUUUGUUUCCAUCUGACCAGAGUGCUAGCUAGACCUGAGAGCUUGAGGGAAGGGAGAGAAGGGGAAUAUAAAUGGCAGGGUGUCCAUGGCAACUGUGUGCCAAGACACUGAAACCAGAGUGAUGUGACUACCGCCAGGGACUCCUAGCCUUCACCACACCCUGUAGACCAGCCAGCAGCCUUUGAGAGGAGCGUGGCAGUUUCCCAGAGUUCCUAGGUACAACCAAACUAACAAAACACACAUCAUCAUGUCUCUUGACCACAGGUUUGGACUCAAGCUCCACUCUGGUAUGAAUAGUUCUUGUAGGAGAGUUGCCAGAGAUGGCUGCAUGCCAGAGAGACCCACACCUACCCCAGUAGGAACUUGCGGGGCAAUGGUGAUGGCUGAGUGUCGGCACCUCUUCAUUCCACAGUAUCCCUUCCUCCCCCUCCAUUUUGACCUGAAAUUCUGGAUUCUCGCUGGCUUGGACUGGAACAAGCUGAGCCUGGCUCCCCUUAUAACAGGGAGCUGUAUUUUUGUAUUGUCGUCUCUCUUAUGCCAAGUAUCCCUGUGUUGGACUAUGAGGUGGAUUCAUAUAGUGACUUCAGUCUGCAAAUAAAACAAAGUAACCA
Phodopus roborovskii (desert hamster) is the source of this 3057-nucleotide messenger RNA. It is a transcript of the gene Gpr68, whose product is annotated as G protein-coupled receptor 68. NCBI's taxonomy places the organism in Eukaryota, Metazoa, Chordata, Mammalia, Rodentia, Cricetidae. Gene Ontology annotation, biological process: G protein-coupled receptor signaling pathway; cellular response to pH. The coding region runs from base 613 to 1740 and encodes 375 amino acids. The transcript has 2 exons. The record is from RefSeq and is a predicted model, not a curated record. Gene Ontology annotation, molecular function: G protein-coupled receptor activity. Gene Ontology annotation, cellular component: membrane.